CCGAACUUUCCGCCGGCUCCCACGCUACGCUGGCUCACGUGCUCACGAGACAACCGUCCCGCGUGUACAUGGUAGGGCCCACGAGGGAAACUACGCGCCACUGGCCACACAAUCUUAUCCCCACCUCGUGAGCAUCUAAUCCAGUUCAUCCCUGCCACCGUCCUCUCUCUGACUCCCCAAAAUACUAGCGCCGGCAACUGCAGUUUGAGGACGCCAGAGCUGAUGCGAGCGGGAGCUGCGUCCAUGGAUGCAAAGCUACAUCUUCUUAUCCCCCGAUGCCCGCCGGAGCGGCGAGCAGCAACCAUGGAUGGCAGGAGCUGCAACCGCUUCCAUGGGAGCUACAACCUGCGUCCAUGGGAGCUGCGGCGGAAACGCGAGCUGCAACCAUGGAUGGCGGGGAGCUGCAAUCGGCCUCCGGGGGAGCUGCAUAUGACUCGAUGGCGAUUAGCAGCGGGCGGGGGUGGCCGGCGAGCACGGGCGGCGCGAGGGUGACCGGCAAGCACGGGCGGCACGGGGUGGCCGACGAGUCAGGCGCGAGCGCGGGCGGCGCGGGGGUGGCCGGCGAGCAUGGGCGCGAGCACGGGUGGCGCGAGAGUUGCCGGCGAGCAUGGGCGCGAGCACAGGCGGCGCGGGCUGGCCGGCGAGGGCAGGCUGCGCGGGUUGGCCGGUGAGGGCGGGCUGCACGAGUUGGCCGACGAGCGCGGGCUGCGUGGGGUGGCUGGCGAGCACGGGCGCAAGCACUGGUGAAGAGAACGGAAGAUCAAAUCCAACGAUAUAUACAGGGGAAUCGGGUGGCUGCGCGCUGACCGGUAAAAUUUAGGCCAGUGCACCGGCGCCUAUCGGUGCCCAUGGAAAAAAGGUGUGCAUGAAAAGAUUGAAUGGUCGCCUUCAACCGCCAACAUGCGGUAGUUGUGACACGGGAAGCGAGCACACGCUUAGAAAAAUCUCUAUUUUCCUUUAAAAAAUGGAGGAUA
Molecule: messenger RNA, 974 nt
Organism: Triticum dicoccoides
Lineage: Eukaryota; Viridiplantae; Streptophyta; Magnoliopsida; Poales; Poaceae
Product: one cut domain family member 3-like
Exons: 2
Coding region: 276-671 (131 amino acids)
Source: RefSeq, a predicted model, not a curated record